AUGUUUAGCCGACUUGCCCGGCCGGGCGCUUUGCGCGCGGCUUCUAUUCAGACUCCGACCUCCGCUCUCUCACGCUUCCAGAUCCGUGGCCUCCAUCGUAUCCCUCAAUUGCAGCAUGACGCCUAUUAUAAGGAGAAUGGUAUUCCGGAAUUCAUGUCCCCGGAGGCCUUUGACUUCUCCUGGACUCAAUACCAGACCCUGCUCGUGGACAAGCUGAACUUGUUGACCCAAGAUACCGUUGACGCGGACGCCAAACCCGGAGAGUUGCUGGUCAAGUACUCCCGGCGCCCGGAAAUGGCCUCGGUCUUCAACUAUGCUUCAAUGGCUCACAACAACCACUUUUUCUUCAACUGCCUGUCCCCCAACCCUACCAACAUCCCCGAGAAGUUCGCCCGGGACAUCGUCGAUACCUGCUCAUCCGUCGAAUCCCUGAAGCUCGACUUCCUCGCUACCGCCAACGCCAUGUUCGGUUCCGGUUUCGUCUGGCUCGCCAAGAACAUGGAGCGUGAGGGUCUGCUGCAGAUCUUCUGCACCUACAACGCUGGCUCUCCCUACCCAGCCGCCCACUCGCGCCGUCAACCCGUUGACAUGGCCACUCACACCCCCGACGCCCCUCUAGGCAACCAGUUCGCCGGCUCAAUGGGCGCCCACGCCCAGAACCAGAAGACCCUGGCUCCCGGUGCCAUCGAGGUGCAGCCCAUUCUGUGUGUCAACACCUGGGAGCACGCCUGGAUGAUGGACUACGGUAUUGCUGGAAAGGAGGAGUACCUUGAGCGCUGGUGGGAUCGAAUCAACUGGGAUGUUGUUUUCGAUAACUACAAUGCUGUUGGCUCUGCGAAGGGUGCUCGCACUGGAGCUACCCGAUCUCGGGGUCUGAGCUUGCCUUGA
Penicillium malachiteum is the source of this 888-nucleotide messenger RNA. It is a transcript of the gene sod4, whose product is annotated as mitochondrial 37S ribosomal protein mS42. Bases 1 to 888 code for a protein of 295 amino acids. The transcript has 4 exons. Gene Ontology annotation, molecular function: metal ion binding; superoxide dismutase activity. Gene Ontology annotation, biological process: superoxide metabolic process. Lineage: Eukaryota; Fungi; Ascomycota; Eurotiomycetes; Eurotiales; Aspergillaceae. The record is from RefSeq and is a predicted model, not a curated record.